UGAUUGCAGCAAUCAAUCUGAAAUCUGAAUCUAUCUCCACAAGUUCCCCGUCGUUGUCGCCUUUGAUUGAUGUUUAAUAGCCCUUCCAGAUUCGUAUUUGUACUGUCAUCAAUUUUACUCACCCAUUCCAUUAUUGUACUCUCUUCCUCUUCUGAUAUCACACCUUUUCACGCAAUUAGUCGUUACCGUUUGCCGACACGGACAUCAUACUCUCUGUCUCUCUGUCACUACCCCAGAGGGAGAGGUAACAAAACACAGAUUUUCCAGGUUGGGUUUGGGUUUGUUCUCCUAUUGGCUAUGAUCUUGAUUGGGUUCUGGGUCUGAGAAGUGGAAAAGGGUAAAGUUUCCAGGUUUUAGAGAUGAGGUUUAGAAGGAAGUCGGUGUUGUUCUUGUUGUUGGUGACGGUUCUUGCCCCCAUUGUGCUCUACACUGACACUCGAUUUAAUUCCUCUCCUUCUAGAGACGAAUUCAUUGAAGAAGUAUCCGCUUUUACAUUGGGUGGAGAAAUCCGGCCAUUAAAUGUGCUUCCGCAGGAGCCAAAUACAAUCACGAAAGAGCCAUUGGGCGUAGUGUAUUCUGAGGAUUCAAUAUUAUCCCAUUCCAAAGCCUCGGAUGGUCAGAGGAAUGAAAGUUCCCGCAAAACCAGACAACUGGCUGAAGAAAACGAAACGGGCAAUGUAUCCACUGGGAGAGCUGUUGUUGAUGAUCCCUUAAGACAGGUGACUGAAGAAGGGAACAAUACUGUGAAAUCUGACCACAUAUCCGAUGAUUCCUCUAGAACACUGGAAAGAAUACGUGAUCGGAAAAAUCUUCAGAACUUUGGUGGCAAUGAUUCUGGUGAGCAUGCCAGUAGUAAAACUGAGAAGCAGAGUGAACAAGUUGUUUUUACAGAUGCUCGUGUCCGCCAGCUUAGGGAUCAACUCAUCAGGGCAAAGGUCUAUCUUUCGCUCUCUGCAACAAGAAGUAAUCCUCACUUCAUAAGAGAACUCCGCCUUCGGAUUAAGGAAGUUGAGAAAACACUCGGAGAAGCUACAAAGGAUUCUGAUUUACCAAGAACUGCAAAUGACAAGAUGAAAGCAAUGGAGCAAACAUUGGUUAAAGGGAAACAAAUUCAAGAUGAUUGUGCUGCUUUUGUUAAGAAGUUGCGUGCUAUGCUUCACUCAACGGAAGAGCAGCUUCGAGUCCACAAGAAGCAAGCGUUAUUUUUAACCCAUCUAACGGCCAAAACACUUCCUAAGGGUCUUCAUUGUCUCCCUUUACGCCUUUCAACCGAAUAUUUCAAGCUAAAUUCCUCUCAACGGAAUUUCCCGAAUCAAGAGAAAUUGGAAAAUCCCGAGCUCUACCACUAUGCUAUCUUCUCAGAUAACAUAUUAGCAACGGCUGUUGUUGUUAACUCAACUGUGACCCAUGCCAAGGAUCCUUCGAAACAUGUUUUCCACAUAGUCACUGAUAGGCUCAAUUUUGCUGCAAUGAGGAUGUGGUUUUUGACAAACCAACCACACAAUGCUACAAUAGAAGUUCAAAGCGUUGAUGAUUUCACAUGGCUAAAUUCCAGUUACAGUCCAGUUAUCAAGCAAAUGGGCACUCCUUCCAUGAUUAGUUAUUACUUCAAGGCACGCCAUGCGGAUACUGAUUCGAAUAUGAAGUUCAGGAAUCCAAAGUACCUCUCGAUCAUGAAUCAUCUUCGUUUUUACAUGCCAGAGAUUUUUCCUAAACUGAACAAAGUUCUGUUCUUGGAUGAUGAUAUAGUGGUCCGAAAGGAUCUUACUGCCCUUUGGUCUCUUAAUCUGAAAGGUAAAGUUAUUGGCGUGGUUGAGACUUGUGGAGAAAGUUUCCAUCGUUUCGAUCGGUAUCUCAACUUCUCAAAUCCUCUGAUCUCCAAAAACUUUGACCCUCGUGCUUGCGGGUGGGCAUUUGGAAUGAAUAUCUUAGAUUUAGGUGAAUGGCGGAGGAGAAAUAUCACCGAGGUGUAUCAUUCAUGGCAGACCCUGAAUAAUGAUAGACAGUUGUGGAAGUUGGGAACCCUCCCGCCCGGUUUGAUUACCUUUUGGAAUCAUACAUAUGCUCUUGAUCGAUCCUGGCACGUCUUGGGCCUUGGCUACAAUCCCAAUGUAAGUCAGAAGGAUAUUGAAAGAGCGGCAGUGAUACACUAUAAUGGUAACUUGAAGCCUUGGCUUGAGAUUAGCAUCCCAAAGUUUCGAAAUUACUGGUCAAGAUUUAUCGACUAUGAUCAAGUAUUUUUGCGAGAGUGCAACCUUAAUUCUUUAAGCGGCAAUUGAAGUUUCUCUCAUUCAUCGUUUCAUUCUUAACUGCUGUCACCGUUUACUUUCCAGGUCCAUUCUCCUCUCUUCUCUUCUUUCGCCUUAGUGCACUCCCGAAUUUUCCUCUUUUUGGCGAGUCGAUUUUUUAGGUAUAUAUUUGGUACGUGGAGGAUUAGAGUUAGCGUGGUGAUAAUUUGUACUUGCGAUAUGUUUGUUAUGGUCAUUGUUUGGCUAAUGCUUAGGUGCCAACGUAUUUGUAAAUGAUUAAGCAGUCCAUUCUUUUUGUACUUUUGUUGUUUUAUACUCGAUUUAUCAGUAUACUUGUGGGCUUCUGAAGUCCGACAUCGUCUUCACAAGUAUUGAAAUGCCUUUUUGAGUUUUC
Ipomoea triloba (trilobed morning glory) is the source of this 2643-nucleotide messenger RNA. Its product is annotated as probable galacturonosyltransferase 4. NCBI's taxonomy places the organism in Eukaryota, Viridiplantae, Streptophyta, Magnoliopsida, Solanales, Convolvulaceae. The transcript is spliced from 9 exons. The record is from RefSeq and is a predicted model, not a curated record. Bases 360 to 2279 code for a protein of 639 amino acids. Gene Ontology annotation, molecular function: polygalacturonate 4-alpha-galacturonosyltransferase activity.